AAUGUGAACGAUGACAUCAUCUACGAACUGAUCGAUCUCGUGAGUCAUCAGUCCCUCGACGACCUCAAGUCCCUCUCUCUGAGCUGCAAACGGCUCCGGGCUCUUUGUCUCUCCGCUCUCUUCUCCCGGUGCGAGGCCUCGUUUCCUGACCGGAACGAGGCUCGGUGGAUCGUUCCACCUGUGCUCAUUCCUUACGUUCGUCAACUUACCUUGACUUGCAUGUGCCAGGACAUCGACUGUGUGCACAAUUUCAGGCGUCCUCUACCGAGAUGGACCACCACUCCAUGGCUUUGCGGCGUCCUGGAACCCCCGCCGUUCUUCAAGACCACGCUCACACGCAUGUUCAAUCUCUCAUCUGUCACACUCACUAUGCCAUGGGCUUCCCGACACGGUGUUUCUUGGUCUGCUCUGCAGGUCAUUCUCUCCGCCCCCACACUGCGCGAACUCAGCGUAAUCGCCCUCACCUUUUCCCCAAUCAAGGUCUCCCCCUCGAACACCUUCGCAUGCCCUCGUCGUCUCCCUCCACUCACAUCAUUCAAGUAUCUUAUAUGCUGGCACCCCGACAAUCAGUACCCAAUUCCUCCGCAUGAAACCGAGGCACUGUCGGUCCUACUACAGGCGGUCUGCGGGACGCUCACGUCGCUUGAGCCCAACGCUGCGUCUGCGCCGCUGGACACCAUGGAGCGCCUUCGAUGGCCACGCCUCCACACCCUCAAGCUCUCGGGGAGCCGCAGAGAGCCCCAAUGCAGACCCUAUGCCACCCUGUUCCGCAAUAUGCCCGGGCUCCGCAAGCUGGUGCUCGAGCUCCAUCUGAAGCGCACACCUCGCGUCGGGCUCGCGGUCCCGCGCGAACUUUCACCACGGCCGCUUGUGUUCCCCUGGCCCCAGCUGGAGCACCUGUACCUCCCGCUCCCGCUCCCGAGUAGCGACGACAUGUACCGACAGCUUCCGACCUCGCUUCGUACCCUCUCUCUCCUCCAGUAUCCGCACUACGCCCAGCGACAUCAAGAAUGCGUCCAGAUCAACUCCAUCGCACCGGAGCGACCCAGCGCGGCCCGAGUCGUGCGCAUCCUCCAACGCUGCGCCGUCGCCGCGCAGCUCACGCGACUCGAGAUCGAGUACAUCGUGGAGCUCAAGCCUGCCGUCGACCCGCUGCACUUCGUCGUGCACGCGUGUCCGCUUCUGGAGGAGCUCAAGCUGCUGCGAUACCGGAUCCAGCCGCCGCAAGAUCUGGCACUCGUUCGGGGGCGGCCAUUUCUUGAGGAGCAGUUUGGCGACUCGCGGAAGUGGAAGCAGCCGCACGAGCUUGCGGUUCGUCUUUUGCGCGCAUCCGUUCCUCGAUACUAG
Molecule: messenger RNA, 1347 nt
Organism: Epithele typhae
Lineage: Eukaryota; Fungi; Basidiomycota; Agaricomycetes; Polyporales; Epitheliaceae
Exons: 2
Source: RefSeq, a predicted model, not a curated record